CAUCAACCUUUCUUGCUGGAGCACAAGCAGCAAGUGAUGGCAAAAUCAUGGCGCUGUCUUCUCAAGACUUCCCCAACACUACAGCCGAGUCAAGCUUGAAUGUGGAAGACUUCUCUGCAAAAGCCGAGGGCGAUGAAUGGGCGAACUCGGCGGCUGACAUUUUCCGUCGCCACGGAUUUUGCAUUGUUCUGGAUGCAUUGACAUUUGAGGAAGUUUCGGAGGUGUUGCAAACAUGCCUGGAUGCAGAAACCGAUAUACUACGGUUGGAUCCAGAUAGACUUGGCUGCCGGGAUCCUGGGCGGUAUAGCUUUGGAGCUGCAUCCGAAUCCGGACACAUGUUACACCAUCCUGCUUGGCGACACCUUUUGCAAUCAAGAUCUAUGCUCCUGGUAUUGCAGCAAAUCUUUCCUGCGGGUUUUAUCUUCUGUGGAGGUGGUGGUGACUUUGUCAGGGGCGGGACUUUGAACUAUCAGAGCCUCCACUCAGAUCUAGGACCCUCGCGAGUCCCACCUGAACAUCGCUCAGACAAUCCUCCCCCAAUGAUUUCUGUCAACUUUACAGUCCAAACCAUCACAGCUGACAAUGGUCCUAUGCGGGUCAUUCCAGGCAGAAAGGUGAUUUCUGGAAAGACGGAUUCGCCUCCUCACUUUCCAGACGAACCGGAGGUUCUGCGCCAAUCAAAGCUUUUUCCGCUUCCUUUAGGAGCUGCCAUCAUUCGAGACCUUAGGCUUUGGCAUGGAGGAACUCCAAACUGCAGUCCAGAAACCCGCUUUUUGCCCAGUGUUGAGAUUAUGUCGAUGGGAUAUUCGACAUACAUGGCUGGCCCGCACUCCUUUGGAGAUCAAUAUUGUGAUGUGUGUAAGUGGCAUCGGUGCUCGAUCCUUUACCGGUAUCCAGUGCGAUGCUUGCCCGAUGAUAUCUUUCAAAGGUUAGCGCCAGAGGUCCAGAAGCUCUGCGAAUCCGUUCAUGCCACCGGCCAAGUGCUCACGGGCUUUCGGAACUUCGCCCGUGCUCAGCGUUCCUGGGAGACCGAGUGGAAGCGGCAAAGUCGUGGGGGUGCACUUCAAAGCACAGAGGCGAGCUGGCAAAGAGAGAAGAGUGAGAGGUUCGUCUCUUUCAAGGAAGGCAUUUCGGCAACAGGGACCGUGCUUGCAAAGACGGCGCGGAUAGCACUAGGACUGUUUUUGAUUGUAAAAGCUUUACGCGUUAUGAAUGCUUUUUCUAUGGCACUGGAGCAAGCUGCUUGCUCUGCCAAGUUGACUUUGCUGAAGGCCCUGCCCCCUGCUGCAUCAGUUUUCCUUACAAAGCUGAUGGGAGUCCUUGCGUAUUUGUAAAGACAUUGGAGAACACAAACUGAGCGUAUUUGAAGCUUCAAGGAAAAGGACGGUUAUUGAGGGAUGGCCGCAGCACAUUGUUGCACUUUGAACAUGCUUUUAAACAACACCUCGAAGACCAUGGAUGCCUCCGACACCUUCACAAGCACCGCGCACACAAAACCAUUGAAUACAGAUGCUGCUGGCUAAAUUGAACAGGCGAUCUUCAACAUUAUGUCUUUGGAUGCACAAAGGACUUGCAGUCAGAACUCCCAAAAACAACAAGUUGGCAGUGGCAAGACACGAGGACGAUGACUAUGAAUGUUCAUGAACAAGUUGGUCUCAAACGGAACAAUCCAUGCGCUCCUUCACUGCUUUACACAGACAAAGUGCUGCUACGAACAAAAGAGAGGCGAUGCCAGCAGUUUUUUUUGGAUGCCCAAA
This is a messenger RNA of Durusdinium trenchii, 1757 nucleotides long. The record is from the annotation of a GenBank genome assembly. Lineage: Eukaryota; Dinophyceae; Suessiales; Symbiodiniaceae.